CGCGAAAAAACAAAGUUCAUUGACUUCCCGACGCCUCCCGAUGCCAUGGUAGCGGGUCGUCCUGGUGCGAGAGGCCUUCAACCGGAAGCGAGAGGGGCGAAGAUCAAUCUAUGCGCAUUGUUCGCGCACACGACGCGAUUACCGCGAGUCGAUUUCCGGAAGGUGCCGGGGAUUUGGCGUCCCGAGCGCUGAGCGCCGAUGAUUUGGACUGGCGCUGGCAACAGCUGCAGGCGGAGGCAGUGCUGCGACUGCGGAGCCUCAGCGGCAACUUGGCCAAGUGGCGCCGCAACGCCGUGGCGCCCGUGGCCGUGGCACGGCGCGUGAACCGAAGCCCGAGGCAGAGCCGCUGGCACCAACGGCGCCGGGCCCGUGCCGCCUCUCGGGCACUCAACCGGUGGUGGCUCUUUUGCGAAAGGCGGCGGGAGCAGGCAAAAAUCACCGCCUCCCAGAUAGCGCUGACGCAAAAGGUCCGGUGCUUCAAGCGCUGGCAGCGCUUGGUUCGCAGGCCCUUUGCGCCGCCGGCCAGGUCCAGCCCGGCGAGUGGUCCUUUCAUGGCGUGGUUCGCGGAGACGAGGAGGAGCGCUCGGCAGCGGCAUGCCCUGCGGCGUUGCUUUGACGUGGAGGCCUCCCUGCUGCUGGCUGCGCUGGGCGGGUGGCGGGCAGGGGCUUCCAGGCAGCGCGCGCUCCGCGCGCGGGCGGAGGAGCUUCGCUCGCUCUCAAGAGCAAAGCGCCAGCAGCGGGCGGUGGCUGCCUGGGCGCGGGCGCAGAAGGUGCGGCUUCUCCACGUGGCGGCAGUGGCAUUGUCAGGACAGUUUCUGCAGGCGGAGGUCCUAGCGGCGUGGCGCCUGGCGGCUGAGGAGGCGGAGCAUGCCGCCCAGUGCGGGUGGGCGCAGCGGGCUCAGCGCCGCGCAGUGUCCAGAUGGUGGGCUGCGUCCCUUGGUUCUCGGCCGCUGCGGGGGCGGGUCUGUCCCAUGCUCCAUGCGCUGGCCCGCGCCAGCCAACUGGCGCAGCGCCGCAGCUUGCGGCGCGCCGUGCGCCUCUGGCGGCGCUUCGGGGAGCGCAGAUGUCUGUGGCAGGCGCUGCGGGCAUGGCGCGCCUGCGCAGGCGUCCAGGCGCGCCUGCGGGAGCUGGAUUUGGGCCUCGGCGCGGCGCGCCAGGCGCGCACAGCGCGCCACAGCUUCGAGCUCUGGCGCUGCUUCUGGGAGGCGAGGCUGGGGUGCCUGGCCACGGUGGUUUUCAAGGAGGAGCUGAGCACCUCCAGCUUGCAGCUGCGGGCGCUGCGCGCCUGGCGACUUCUGGCGCGGAAGAAGCAGCGAGCCAGCUGCGCCGGGGCGCUGGUUGCGGCGCAGGGGCUUCGGCGGCUGCUGUGCCGCUGGCGCCGCGCCCUCGGCCAGCAGCAGCAGCUGGCCGAGCUCCUGUGCCGGAGGAUGACGAGGCUGCUGCGCUUGGCGCUGCUGGGCUGGUCCCUGCGCACGGCGGACCAGCUGCUGCUGCGGAAGCGUGCCAGCGCGUUGGGGCGCGCCCUCGCCAGCUCUGCCGCUUCCAGCGCCCUGCGGCGCUUGCACGACCGCGCCAGGAGGCGUCAGGCGGUGCGGCUGGCUGCGGAGUACCUGGCCGAGCGGAGCUGCCGCGGCACGCUGUGGGAAGUCUUCGGCGCCUGGAGCGGCCGGCUGCUGACCUCCGCGCGCUGCGCCCGUGUCCUGUCCGCGCGCAGCGCGCAGUUGCUGCGGCGCAGGGCGUGGGAGGGCUGGAGGUGGUGGCGACGAAGGUGGCAGGAUCUCCAGCAGAGAUCGCGGCGGGUGCAGCUUCGGAGGGCCGGGCGCCUCUGCGGCGCAUGGCGGCGCCUCUUCGCCGCCGAGUCCCGGCGCUGGCCGCGGCUCUUCGCGGCGUCCAGCGCCCUGCGGCGGGGCCUCGGCGCCGCGGCUCCUGCCGCGGCUCCCGAGUCACACCCGGCGGGGGCGAGGACAUUCCAUCGACAUCAGCUGGUGUCUUCGCUGCUGAGUGCCUGGCAAAAUGUCGCCAGUCAGCGGGAGCGCCGGGUCUCCACCGCGCAGAAGCGCGCGGUGGCCGAGCUCUGCCGCGCCACUCAGCGGCUCCGUGUGCUGCGCCUCUGGCGGGAGGCGCGCUGGGCCGAGGCGGCGCUGCGCGCUUAUCGGCGCUCAGGAGGAGGGCGCCUGCCGGGCGCCUUCUUUCUGGCGUGGCGCAGGCAAGCGGAGAAGCGGCGCCAGGAAACCACUGCCACGGAGGAGGCGCGGCGGCUCCUGCUCCGUGGCCGCCUGGCGGCGCCGCUAGGCCACUGGCACCGCGCCUUCUGCGGCAGAAGGCGGCUGGCGGAGCUGCGGCGUGGGGGGCUGAGCCAAGUGUUCCGCUCUUGGCUCUUUGAAGUGAAAGCGGCUCGCCAGCUGACGGCCCUGUUGGCCCACCGGGCCGUCCUCGAGGAUGAUCGAAUGCUCCGGCGGUGCGUGGCGGAGUGGCACCGGGAAGGGCGCAACGGGGCCGCCCUGCGCUUGGUCCGCGGCAAGCGCGGGGCGCUGUGGAAGGCGGUUUUGCUCGAGGGG
Messenger RNA from Effrenium voratum, 2558 nucleotides. The record is from the annotation of a GenBank genome assembly. NCBI's taxonomy places the organism in Eukaryota, Dinophyceae, Suessiales, Symbiodiniaceae.